UCGAACGUUUUUCCUAGUUGGCCUUGGCUAUCGGCUGGCAACGUAAACAAAUGAGCCGAGACGUCGUGUAGUUUUAACGCUGCCUUUGCCUUUCCUAACCUAAAAACGUCCGGGUUUUCGGUUGAGAACAUUUGUGUUUUGUUUUCCCGAAAUUUUGUGGCUUAUUUGGAUUAUGGUACGUUUUUGUGGUUCUUGAUAAGGAGGAUUGCUCGGUUAUUUAUAUAUAGAUGAAUUAAAUCCUUGACACCGGAUUUGGUCCAUUCUGUUUGGCCAUCACCAUCACCAGCAAAUAACAAACAAGGAAAACAGUAAAGACUGUUAGUAAUUUCACAACCACAUAACCAUUCGGCUUUUUCUAAUUCAUCCUACAAUGUACUUCCUAGUAAUGAAGAUGAGAUCCUCCCGAAAUAUUCUGCCACUGCUGUCAACAAUGAUACAAAGAACAUGCAAAUUUAGUGCCCUUCCUGAACUAACCAAAGACCGUUAUCCAAACGUUAAACGAGGCAACUACAGCCAAAUUGACACCAAGCACUUGAAUUUUUUUAAAGAUCUCUUGGGUGAGACCAGGGUGAUAACUGACGAGAACGAAUGCCUUGGAUACAAUACCGACUGGAUCAAAGCGAACAGGGGCUACAGUAGAUGCGUUCUGAAACCAAAGAGCACAGAUGAGGUGGCCGCCAUCUUGAAAUUCUGCAAUGAGAACCUUCUGGCUGUUUGCCCUCAAGGUGGCAACACUGGAUUGGUUGGUGGUUCUGUACCUGUUUUCGAUGAAAUAGUCCUGUCGACAUCAUUGAUGAACAGAAUUAUCAGUUUGGAUGAAACAUCAGGUGUUUUAACAUGUGAAGCUGGUUGUAUUUUGGAAAACCUCGAGAAAUACCUUGACGAACACCGUCUCAUCAUGCCACUUGACCUUGGGGCCAAGGGAUCAUGCCAAAUUGGAGGAAAUGUUUCCACUAAUGCUGGAGGACUCAGAUUGCUUAGGUAUGGUAACCUCCAAGGAACGGUUUUAGGUCUCGAGGCAGUCACCGCAAAUGGACAAAUCUUGGAUUGCAUGUCCACGCUGAAGAAGGACAAUACUGGAUUUCACCUGAAGCACCUGUUCAUAGGCUCUGAAGGUUCUUUGGGAUUAGUCACCAAAGUGUCCAUUCAGUGUCCGCCCAAACCGAAAGCUGUAAAUUUGGCCUUUUUGGGCCUGGAGUCAUUCGAUAAGAUUUUGAUGGUGUUCAAACGAUGCAAACACGAACUCGGGGAGAUACUCUCUUCCUGCGAGGCCAUAGAUGCGGAUUCUUUAGCCGCUACAACGGAUAACCUCAACCUAAAGUCGCCUCUAGAAAAAUUCCCUUUUUACAUGGUGAUCGAGACUCAUGGAAGCGACAAUGGUCACGAUGAGGAGAAACUGAACAGGUUUUUGAGUAGCCUGAUGGAGGAUGGGACUGUGGAAGAUGGAAUUGCAACUAAUGAACCUAGCAAGAUGAAUGCAGUAUGGCAACUCAGGGAGAGGAUCACAGAGGGACUAAUUCACGAUGGAUAUGUCUUUAAGUACGACCUGUCACUCCCUUUGGAAAAUUUCUAUUCCUUGGUCGGCAUUAUGAAGGAAAGGGUUGGGAAGGAUGCAGUUAGAGUCUCAGGCUAUGGGCAUGUUGGUGACGGUAACGUUCAUUUGAACGUGGCUGUGAAGGAAUUUUCCGCAGACGUUCUCAACAAAAUCGAACCAUUCAUUUACGAGUAUACGUCGAAGCUCAGAGGAAGCAUAAGCGCCGAGCAUGGUAUUGGCUUCAGGAAGACGAAAUACAUGCAUUACUCGAAGAGUAAGGAAGCUAUUGAUUUGAUGAAGAGCAUUAAGAAGAUGAUGGAUCCCAAGGGAAUUCUGAACCCGUAUAAAGUUCUACCACAAUGAUUUUUUUUGAGAAUGUUAUAUUAAAAUCGGUUAAAAAUGAAA
This is a messenger RNA of Coccinella septempunctata (seven-spotted ladybird), 1939 nucleotides long. RefSeq names its product D-2-hydroxyglutarate dehydrogenase, mitochondrial (gene D2hgdh). The record is from RefSeq and is a predicted model, not a curated record. Bases 371 to 1897 code for a protein of 508 amino acids. NCBI's taxonomy places the organism in Eukaryota, Metazoa, Arthropoda, Insecta, Coleoptera, Coccinellidae. Gene Ontology annotation, molecular function: FAD binding; catalytic activity. The transcript has 8 exons. Gene Ontology annotation, cellular component: mitochondrion.